This is a messenger RNA of Daphnia pulex (common water flea), 1096 nucleotides long. RefSeq lists its product as uncharacterized. Lineage: Eukaryota; Metazoa; Arthropoda; Branchiopoda; Diplostraca; Daphniidae. Gene Ontology annotation, molecular function: protein kinase C binding; zinc ion binding; K63-linked polyubiquitin modification-dependent protein binding. The record is from RefSeq and is a predicted model, not a curated record. Gene Ontology annotation, cellular component: aggresome; amphisome. Bases 346 to 1026 code for a protein of 226 amino acids. The transcript is spliced from 3 exons. Gene Ontology annotation, biological process: endosome organization; aggrephagy; mitophagy.
AAGUAAAUAUCUGCUGUUGAAAAAAGAGAAAAAAUGUCAAGGAGAUGUGUGUUCCAUAAUACGGGCGUUUCUAUUUAACAAACGGACUGAAAAUGGGUGUGUGGGAUUUGAAAAAGAAAUAUUUCCCGCUCGACACCGGAACGAUCGUUUCCCUCUCGCUAAAACGUUUCACAACUUCCGUGUAUUCAAAAUCCUCAACGUUAAAAUUACGACGAUCGAAAUUCGUCAAAGUAACGUUUAAUCUUAUAGCUUCGUCAUUAUCAUCUAACGACGAUUUGGGCCAGUUGAUUUUACAAGCUCGUUCAGACAACAGUUGUUGUAUACCUUGUUGCUUACCAUAUUACGAUGCAGAGUUUGAGUCCCAUAAUGAACAUGCCCGAAGUGACUUUGACCUUCAAGUGCGGCGUCAUCGGAGCCAAUGGGCAGGUCGAUCCCAACAGCUACAAAUUCCUCACCUGGUCCUACGUCGCAGGCAACAGCACCGUCUCCGACACGGCCUCUUUCAGCCACAUUUCACUCGCCCAACGGGUCCUCGGUGUCUAUCCUCACCUGGCCGAUGAAGCCACAAAGAUCGUCUAUGUCGAUGAGGACAACGACAGGAUCGCCAUCCCGUGUGAUAACAUUAAGGAGACCUUGGCUGCUUUGAGGGUUAUUACUAAAGGGCAUCUGGAUGACCACGAAAGUCCGAUUCGAAUUUUCAUCCAGCUGGUUUCGACAUCAGCCUCCGCUCAUCUUGAGACGGGCAAUUGUUUGGGCAGUGUCCAUCGUGAUUUGCAUUGCUCGAUUUGCAAGACGGAGCUCAGCGGGUUCGUGUACAAAUGUCUGCAAUGUGAAAACGAUUUCACUUUGUGUGGGCAUUGCGAGACGGCCGGCAAACAUCCCGAACACGUCGUCAUACGUUUCGUCGGAGACCAGCUGAAUUGCUUGCCGGAAAUGAAACAACUUUUGUGCGGUCAGCAGCAAGAUCAUUCGGCUGUUGAAACGACUAAAAUCAAAUUGAAGACCUGCACGUUGCGAGUUCUCUAAUUUACUAAUUUAAAUUUCGCGCUAGUUGAUUCAAAUCUUUUUCAGUUGUUGGCGCUCUCAAACUAAGAUU